GAGAGCACUGACUGACUGACUGACGUAGGAUGCAGCAAGUAUGGAUGGAUGAUGCUUCUCUCCAUGGAGUACAUUGAAUGCCUCUUUGAACACAGUGAACAGGUACAGUUACUGUGCAUUGAACAUCCAACCCCGGCUCAAGCUCCGAUGACCCACCAACUCAUCACACGGCUCGUGAAAGUAUCUGUCGAAAUAUCUCGAGUUCCUCAACGAGAAAUCCGUCAUUCAUAAUGGUGGUCCAUCUGAUCUCCGUGGCCUUUACUGGGUUCAUCCUGUACUUGUCAGUCCCGGGCUCGGAUUUGUUCUCCUGGCAUCCCACUUGCAUGAGUGUGGCCUUUAUCCUGUUGCUCCUUCAAGCUAUUGUGGUGUUCUCCCCCGAGAGCUCCCUGUUCCCCACCACACCCCGACCAGAGAAGGUCCAACUCCAUUGGAUCUUGCAUGCCUUCGGCACGGCAUCGGCCGUCUUUGGGUUUGCGGCCGUCUAUUUGAACAAAGAGAUGAACAAUCGGAAGCACUUCACCACGUGGCACGGCAAGUUUGGCUUGGCCACUGUGGUAGGCGUGUUUUGUGCCGUGGUGGGUGGGCUUGUGGCGAAAUAUGCGCUCAACUUCCGGAAAUAUGUCAAGCCCAUCAACAUUAAGAUGUAUCAUGCCACGGCGGGUAUGAUCGUGUUUUGCUUGGCCAUGGCCACUGUCUUCCUGGCCGGCUAUUCCAAUUGGUACAAGAACCGAGUAUCAGGAUGGCUCUGGCGAAUCACGAUUUGGAUGCCGGUCGUAUUAGCCACAUGUGUGGCCCGUCAAGUGACCCAAUCCUACUUGCCCCGGGUAUUGACCCCGCGGGAGAGCGAACUGGACGCGAAAGCCAAGAAGAUCCAGGAGAAGAUCGAAGAGAAGCUCAGACGCCAACAAGAGCGGAAACGCUCUGGGAAUAACGGCAAGAGUUCGGAGAGCGAGGAUCCAACAGAGUUGAAUAGUGUUCAUAACUAGUAUUACUUUAUUGAUCCUUAGUGUUUAGGUAAUUCAAAUGCAUUAAAAACGAGUAAAACCAAUGCGUUCAUUCUUUCAUAAAAGGGUUUGUCGGAUCCUAUUGCCAGGCGUGUAGGUUCAAUGGUGGGUGAUGCAUAUGAUCCAUGCAAUUAAAGCCGCGAUUCGUCUUGGCAUGAGGGAUGUGGAACAUGUUCUUGGGCAAGAACAGGUCGCUAUGUACGUCGGCAUUGUCGCACAACACCCGGGCCAAGGUCUGGGUCUUGAUGGUCUUCAAUUGAUCAUGAGUGAACUGGCCUGGAUUUGUGUAGAAAAACCGAUCUCCGGUUCUCAGGCGCUCGAAUUGUUCCUUGACCAAACAAUGCAUCGUUGGCCCGAGAAGAGAAUCCAUGUGAGGUUUUUCCAUGUUUCCACCCACAUACAGAUCCACUUCUUCGGGUUGUUUGUAGACCAUCGCUAAUUUGUGGACUAGUGGUUGCGGGAUGAAAUCGGAAAGCUUAUCCCACGUUUUGGACUCGCCCAAGCCGCAGAACUCCCUAAAAUGAAUAAAAGCAUAAGGAAAACGGAGGAUCACAUCAUUUUCUCCAAUCUAAUUCAAUCUCACCUGUAGGAGGCAUAGCCGGGAAUCAUGUGAUCUCGUCCACGUUGAAUGUUCAAGGACACGAUAUCAAGCCCGAAGUUCUCUUCUUUCUCAGGGAAGAGCCAUUCCGUCAUUUCGUGCGAGUAAACAUUGUUGAAAUCUUGCAGGGAUUGAGUGCAAAGCCCUCGCAUCAUAUCGUCGUAGGUGUUAUUGGCUAACAAAUGGAGCGGAUUAUGGAACACGUCCCGAAGCCUCAUGACAUUGGACACGUCGUAUCGCUCGUUCCUUAAAAUGAAUGCCCCGGCGAUAUAGGUGUGAAGACGAUAGGCAGCACUAGAAAACACCAUUGAGAUUGUAGCAUCCACAUUCGGAUUAUAUCGAUCUUCAUGGAGGGCCACAGGACUGGAUCGGACCGUAUUCUCGCCCAAAAGGGCAUCCAUAAAGUUCGUGUAGGUGAUGUGUUGAACGAUGGCGAUAUUGAUCUUCCGGGCUUCCUGAUACACUUUCUCAUCGUCCCAAUGCGGAUGCAUCAUCUUGAGUUCGUUGGCCAGACGGUUGUGAUUGC
Molecule: messenger RNA, 2128 nt
Organism: Tigriopus californicus
Lineage: Eukaryota; Metazoa; Arthropoda; Copepoda; Harpacticoida; Harpacticidae
Product: transmembrane reductase CYB561D2-like
Exons: 1
Coding region: 231-986 (251 amino acids)
Molecular function (GO): transmembrane monodehydroascorbate reductase activity
Source: RefSeq, a predicted model, not a curated record